Messenger RNA from Solanum dulcamara, 600 nucleotides. RefSeq lists its product as uncharacterized. The transcript has 3 exons. Bases 1 to 600 code for a protein of 199 amino acids. Lineage: Eukaryota; Viridiplantae; Streptophyta; Magnoliopsida; Solanales; Solanaceae. The record is from RefSeq and is a predicted model, not a curated record. Gene Ontology annotation, molecular function: nucleic acid binding; zinc ion binding.
AUGCAGCGCUCAUUGAGACUGAUCAGGGCUUCUGAGACUGAGUCUGUUGAGUUAGCUUCACACAGGUUACGGCAUGUUGCGAUUAACUGGUAUGAGUCCUGGGAGCUGUCCAGGGGUGAGGGUGCUCCCCCAACGCUGAGGCAGCGAGGCAGGAGUGUUCGAGAGUACAGCUUGGAGUUUGAUUCUCUGGCCCGAUAUGCACCUACUAUUGUAGCUGAUAUGGAGGACAGGAUGUAUCGGUACGUGAUAGGGUUAGAUCGUUAUUUGGUUGACAGCUAUAUGGCGAUGGCAUCUCAGUCCGCCAUCAGACGACUUGAUGAUGCAGGGCCGUCUGGGGCCGGCCAAAGUUCUAGAGCAUCAGGUCCACAGACGAGCAGAGGUUCUGGUCAGUCUAGGCCCCCUAUGCCUCGGUGUUCUUAUUGUGGGAGAUCACAUCCCGGGGAGUGCUAUCGAGCUACAGGAGCCUGCUUUUCUUGCGGCCGUCAAGGCCAUAUCAUGCGAGAUUGUCCGUUGGCGAGUGGUGCAGCUGGCGCAGUUCAGCCGGCAGGAUCAGUUGCUGGUUCAUCGUCUACCCCUCCAGCUGCACAUUCUGCGGGAUGA